CCCCUCUCCACUGCCUUCCCCGUCACUGCCUACACAACCCCAAUUCCACCUGCACUAACUGACUCACUUUCACUCACUUACCACCGCUAACCCCGACGACAUCAUCAUCACCUCGCCUGUUUCCAUUACCCGCAUCAACCCCCUCCUCUACCCGGACACCCUUCUCCCGCAAUCGCCACACCCUCGUCCAGUAACCUCAUUACCUCCGCUACGACUUCCGUUUCGUUUCACGCUCCGAGAAUCUCAUCCCGGAACACGUCUUCUUCUUCUCUUGCCCUAUCAUUUUUCUAAACCCUCUCGAGCUCAGCCGACGGUGACCGAAACAUCCUGAAAUUUAUUUAAAAGCAUCUUAUCAUCCUCUCGGCCCCCCGCUCCGCUCCUAUUACAACACCCGUCCCGCACCCUCCUUCAUCAUAUCCGCAUUUCUCGAGCAUAACAACCAUUCUCUGUCCCAUACAGCGCGUGGACGGCCCCGUGGGCCGUCACACCUACUGAAGGUGGGAGGAGUUCGCCGCACGUGAGGUGUCGGUGAAGUGUCCUUCGGAGAAUUCCAGUGAACACAAGCUGGAGCGUCCCCGUCAAAGCUCUCGCUUCUGCCUUAAGUGCCGAGAAUACCAGUCUGCUUGCUGUGAAAGGUCUUAAGCUGCUGUUCUAAGUUCGACUAGCUGAACGGCUAGCGUACUGGUCGAAAAUCCGCCUCCGUCUAUCUACCUGGCUUAGUGAUGGAUGCCCAGUACCCCUUCGCCUCCCGAGACGAUAUCUGGCGCGUCAUUGAUGAGCUGAAGGACCUGCACGAGGCACAGGCUUUUCAGGGAGACAGGAUUACGAGAUUGGAGAGACAUCAGGACGAUAAUGCGAGGAUGAAGAAUAUCUGGGGCUCAUCUCCCUCCCCGAUCCAUACUGGUAUUGAGUCUGCACCGAAUUCCCCUCCCGAGCCGUUCAAAGGCUUUGACCAAGGACAUCAACACACAGUGACCAGCUCUGCAAUCGGCGGUUACGAUGGUGAAGACGAGCCACGCCGGGGUGCCUCGCGGGCGAAUAGUGUCCGUUUCGAUGAGAGUGCAAUCCUUGGAUCCUACGGGCAGGCCAAUCGGUCUAGCACAGAGCUUCCACUGCGUACCGGCAGUGGUAUGAGCAACCAUCCAAUGAUCGAGCGAUCCCUGUCUCACCAGUCAGAUGGCCGACGAUGCUCCUCGGGGCUGUCUUUGUACUCGACCCGGACGAACAGUCUGCGUCUUGAUACUAGCAGCCGCUUAAUGAGCUCCGCUUAUGAGUGGCCCUUGACCCCACCUCCCGGACUGUUCCUGCUCGGCCCUGUCCCUUCCAUCAUCCGGUGUUGGCUGACGACCAACUUUUCUAACGAGACCCUCCUGUACGCGGCAGUUUGUUCGGGCUCUUUUGUCUCAUCAAUCGGUUCAUGUUUGGUCCGCAAGCUUGGUUUGGAGGACAAGGUCGUUCGCGACAGCGAUGAUCGCCCUUCGCUCAAGCUGGCAAUUUACCUUCCCGAGGCCAGCAUCCAACAGUCCUCAUCCCGAUCUGACAGUCCCACACCGCACCUUCCAGCGGUGACUGUUUGUUUUUUCGUGCGCGGGACAAACCCAGAGGACGAGACUAUUGAGAUUGUUCUGGGAAGUGAUGUCCUGCGCUCUCACAAUGCGGACAUCCUGUUCUCGCAGGACAGACUCAUGCUGGUUGAUGAUGAACGCAACCGGGUUUCUAUCCCCCUCGUUCGCCCGGAGAAGGACUGGGUCUUCAAGUUCCUCCACACCGCCGCCGAUGUCAGCCACCCCGAAUACCCUCAAAAGGCCCUUGUCACCAAGCAAGGCGCCGUCGGGGUGAUCGGUGAGCCCGUCCGGCCUGCGCAGCAGUCAAUUUCUGCGCCUGUCUCUACUCGUGUUUCUGUGGGUGAGGCUGACGAGGGGAAGAAGCCCCGGUUGCCAGAAACCGGCACGGCCGCCUUGGGGGUUUCGCAGCCGACAGCUGCAACACCAGCUGGGCCUUCCGGGGCCAAGUCCGAGACUGGAGAUGCCUGGCGGUCAUGGCGCCGCGAGCCGAAGCCCGAGUCAAACACCGGGAACAAGGCCAAGCCGCGCACCAUGACCGUCCUCAAGCCUACCAAGUCGAUGACUCGGGUAAGCUCUGGGGCUGGCCAGCCUAGUGUUCGCUCACCGUCGGAAGGGUCGGUAAAAUCACCGGCUCCAAACCCCGUCGGUGGUGCUUCGGCAUUCGGGUGGCUAAACACCACCACCACCACCACCACCAACGCCAAGUGAAAGCUUGCGCGGUGGGUUUGAAAACCUGCGUCAUUUGCGUUUCGAUACCCUUCUUUAUGUCUUAGCGAGCGGGUCUGUUUCACCUCACUAUCUCAUCAAUAGCGAGGUUCUGCUUUUCAGGGGUAUGGAGCGGGCGCAUGGUUCUGAGUCUCCGAGGUCCUUUUCGUCGUGUCUUAUUCUUAGUUCCGCAGUGGCUGACAUUGCCACUCUUAUGACACGACAAUCAUAUCAAAAUUGACCUCACAUCUGAAAAUUUCCAUACCUAUUCUUUCUCUAACAAUCGUCUAUACUUUGACCCCGUAGACUCUUCACCACGAACCCAACUAAAUCAUAGAACCAACGACCGCCCCCUAAAUCUUCGAAAACACCCCCAAGGCCCCUAAAGCCCCCUUAGUCUCCUCCUUCGUCUCCUUCACCAACCCACUAAUCUCCUUGAACGCCUCAUGUCCCGCAUCUCCCAAAAUCUCAAACAACACACUCUCACUACUCGUCACGGUAGCUCCCGCAUCCCGCAACCUCGCCAACGCAAUCCCCCUCUCCUCCGCAUUGAUACUACUAACCCCAUCCACAAUGAGGUAAACCCUAUGUCCGCGCUCCAGCAGAUCCAGCGUCGUCUGUGUAAUGCAAAUGUGCGUCUCGAUGCCGACGAGGAUCACGUCGAGCGGGUCUUGCGCUUUCACGGGUAACUGCUUUUCGAUUUCGGGGGUUAUCAUGGAGAACAGGGUUUUGUCGACGUCGGCGCGGAUGUGCGGGCCGGUUAGAUUGGUGGCCAGUUCGGGGACUGUUGGGCCGAGUUUGGAGCGGGAUUGGGUUGAAAUGUAGGUUGGGAUUGAGAGGAUUUUUGCGGCGCGGACGAGUUUGUCGGUCGUUGAGACGCUGGUUGGUUGUUUUGGGGGUUAGAUUAUGGGGUUUAGGAUGGCGCG
Molecule: messenger RNA, 3196 nt
Organism: Penicillium brasilianum
Lineage: Eukaryota; Fungi; Ascomycota; Eurotiomycetes; Eurotiales; Aspergillaceae
Source: the annotation of a GenBank genome assembly